AUGUGUCAAGGAAGCGUGGGUGGUAAAUGCAAUGCUGGAUGGCAGCCGUUAAAAAUUAAAAGUAAACCGGGUUAUCGUGAGGGUCGUGAAAUAUGGACAAAUCGAAAUGAGGUACAGAGUACGAGUACUAUUUUGGGGAAAAAGGGGUGGGUGGGAUGGAUGGAUGAAUGGGUGAGUGAGUAG
Messenger RNA from Sclerotinia sclerotiorum 1980 UF-70, 183 nucleotides. RefSeq lists its product with no specific name. The record is from RefSeq and is a predicted model, not a curated record. Lineage: Eukaryota; Fungi; Ascomycota; Leotiomycetes; Helotiales; Sclerotiniaceae. Bases 1 to 183 code for a protein of 60 amino acids. The transcript has a single exon.